Molecule: messenger RNA, 2913 nt
Organism: Syngnathoides biaculeatus (alligator pipefish)
Lineage: Eukaryota; Metazoa; Chordata; Actinopteri; Syngnathiformes; Syngnathidae
Product: caprin-1-like
Exons: 20
Coding region: 211-2481 (756 amino acids)
Cellular component (GO): cytoplasm
Molecular function (GO): RNA binding
Source: RefSeq, a predicted model, not a curated record
GCAAUGCGGGGGACACCACAGAGGGGUCCUUGUAGCCUUCCCUAACAUUAUAGAGCAGCAGCUGAAGCGGUUUUUUCCACACUAGUUUUGUGUGUCACACCGCGUAUUUUUUCUGGCAAACUACCACACAAAGCGAAAGCCACCGAUUUUACCUGCACAAUUGUUGUUAAUCGCUCGACGUAAAUCUCUUUGAAGACAAAGAGUAUAAAGAUGCCUUCAGCGAUGGUUGGCAACAAUGCUGUCAAGUCGGCCAAUCCAGACGUUGGAAUUGUAAAUCAAAGUCAAUCAGAUGCCGUGAAGCAGAUUAUUGGAGUAGCUGACAAAAAGCUUCGCAACAUGGAGAAAAAAAAGUCCAAAUUGGAUGACGACCGAGCAAAGAAGAGCAAAGGUGAAAAACUGAACCAGGAUCAGCUGAUGCCUUCAGCGAUGGUUGGCAACAAUACUGUCCAGUCUGCUAUUCCAGACAUUGGAAACAGAAGUCAAAGUCAGUCAGAUGCCAUGAAGCAGGUUAAUGGAGUGGUUGACAGGAAGCUUUGGAGCAUAGAAAAAAAUAAGAUGCCUUCAGCGAUGGUUGACAACAAUGCUGUCAAGUCAGCCAAUCCAGACGUUGGAAUUGGAAGUCAAAGUCAGUCAGAUGCUGUGAGGCAGAUUAUUGGAGUAGUUGACAAGAAGCUUCGGAACAUGGAGAAAAAAAAGUCCAAAUUGGAUGACUAUCAAGCAAAGAAGAGCAAAGGGGAAAGACUGAACCAGGAUCAGCUGGAGGCCUUGUCAAAGUACCAGGAAAUCCACAACAAUAUUGACUUUGCUCGAGAGCUGCAAAAGACCUUCCUGACGCUUGGCCAAGAGAUUCAAAAGGUAAUGAAGAAAACUGCAAGACGCGAACAGCUGCAGCGAGAGGACAUGGAGCAACAGCGACUAAAGUUGGUUUUGGAGGUGCAAUUUUUAUUGGACCAGUUGGGAGACGACAAUGUCAGGCAGGACCUGAAGCGGCCUGAUGCUUCUGGCACUUCCUUACUCACAGAUGCUGAUCUUGCAUCUCUUGACGAGUUCUACAAACUUGUUGGACCUGAUCGGAACUGUGACAUCAGGUUGAUUGAACAAUACAAAGAUGCCUCGCUGCACUUGUGGGAACUGCUUGAGGGCAGAGACAAGGUCGUGGCAGGAACUUCAUACAAGUCACUCAAGGGCAUUGUGGACAAAUUGCUACAGAGUGGCUAUUUUGACAGAGCACAAAGUAGUCACAAUGGAACAUGUGAAGGAGAAGAGGAGGAGGAGCAGGAAAAACAAAUGGUGGCGGAUGAUUGUAAUGUGGGGCAGCAACCAUCUGAACCUGAAGGAGUAGUUACUGAAAAUCAUCCUGAACCAGUGGAAUUGGAAACCACAGAGUUUAUAAAUAGACAAUUUAUCCCACAAAGCACUUACAGCAGUACACACACAGAACACGAGGAGUGGUCAAUGGAUAUGCAGAUGGUGAAUCCUCUUAAGCCCCAGCCCACUUCCCAGUUGUCACCAGAACAGAGGUCUGCUGUGAAUCAUGUCAGUCCACCUCCGCCGACUGACCCAGUGGUCAGAAAGCAGGUGGUGCAAGAUCUCAUGGCCCAGAUGCAAGGGACAUAUAACUUCAUGCAGGUGACAGACUCAGUGUUGGAUUUUGAUGGCCAGGCCCUUGACCCGGCUAUUGUUUCAGCUCAGCCUAUGAAGCCUCCUGGAAAGACUGUGGACCUGCAACUGUUAGCAUGUGUGUCAUCUCACUCAAAGUCCAGACUUCCUCAGAUAAGUGCAACGACAGGACCAAAGGAACCCUUACAGGCUGCGAUGUCUCCGUCUUCUGAGCAGCCAUCUGCCUCUUGUUCCCUGUCCUCUGGCUUCCCACAUUCCUCCACUGUCUCCCACACUGGAGGCAUAAAUGUGAAUGCAGCAUCCUUCCAGUCAGUGCAAGCGGUAUUUAAUAUGAGCGCACCUGUGGUCCAAGCCGGCAGCCAAGCGAAUGUUCUUAAGCGGUCACAGUUUCCAGAGGAUUAUAGGCAAAGUUUUAGUAGUCAGUCAGAAGCCCCUGUGGACCAGCCUGACAUCCCACAGGAGACUUUACAAUCUGUUGUUGCUGGUUUCCAGCCCCAAGCUCAAAUCUUGCCUUUACCAUUGGAGCAUGAAGACUCACAGCCCAGUACAAGUUUUGGACAGUCAGGCCAGUCCUUCUAUAACAGCAGGGCCAUACCACGGGGCAGCGCAAGGAACACCAGAGGUGCCAUGAACGGCUAUCGAGGCUCUUCUAAUGGAUUUAGAGGGGGAUAUGAAGGUUAUCGCCCUCCCUUUUCUAACCCUCCCAGCAGUGGUUAUGGUCAAAGCCAAUUCAGCACAGGGGCCCGGGACUACUCAAGUAACACCUACCAGAGGGAGGGAUACCAACAAGGUUACAAACGGGGAGCUGGCCAAGGACCUCGAGGAUUGUCUCGCGGUAAUGCUCAGCCAAUGCGAUCCUAGUAACCAUUUAGGAGUUUUGAAUGUGUUCACCCAAAAUCACUUUUAUAAUGUUUCAUUUCUCAACAAUCUUAUUUUAAUUCCCUGCCGGUUUAUCUGAUUGAGCCUGAUUCUGUCUGCCUAUUUCCGCUAAAUGUUUUAAUCCAAAAUGCUGAUUUGUAAUUGUCAGCAAGUCUGUGAUAUUAAACAAAUAGGUAUUCCUGUAAACUUGAAAGGUUUCAUUAAUUUAUUUUUUGUUCAAAAUGCAAAAAAUACCUUGCCACUGUCAAAAUGAUUCCCUGAAUAUUUGUCUUUGGCAUGUGCUGGUUUGUCACUUUUUCUCAUUUUGUAUCCAUGACAAUUUAUUUUUUAACCUACCACCAUCACCUCUUUAUAUGCCGACGUGAUCAUUCAAGACUGUUUGAAUAAAUAAAGCUGUGUUCUAUUACGAGGGAG